CAUAUUUGCGGAGAUCCCCAUCCAUCGCGAGACGAAUAACGGCCAGACCUUCGAACCUCGCAGUUUCAGCCGACCCGCCGAACCAAGCAAGCAAGCAAGCAACAACAGCGAAGCCCUUUCACCUCACUCGAUCGAUGAACCAGCGAUAAUCCAUCAUCCCCAUACCCCGAACGCAAAGAUGGCAUCCAAGUUUCUGAGAGAAUACAAGCUCGUCGUCGUAGGCGGAGGUGGAGUCGGAAAGUCCUGCUUGACCAUCCAGUUGAUACAGAGCCACUUCGUCGAUGAAUAUGAUCCGACAAUUGAAGACUCGUACCGCAAGCAAUGCGUGAUCGACGAAGAAGUUGCGCUCCUAGAUGUCCUCGAUACGGCCGGCCAGGAGGAAUACUCGGCCAUGCGAGAGCAGUACAUGCGAACGGGCGAGGGUUUCCUAUUAGUGUACAGCAUCACGAGCAGACAGAGCUUCGAUGAGAUCUUGGUGUUCCAACAACAGAUUCUACGGGUCAAGGAUAAGGAUUAUUUCCCGAUCAUUGUAGUAGGCAAUAAGUGCGAUUUGGAAGGCGAGAGACAGGUUUCGAAGCAAGAGGGUGAGGCUUUAGCUCGUUCUUUCGGAUGCAAAUUCAUCGAGACGUCAGCGAAAUCGAGAAUCAACGUCGACAACGCUUUCUACGACAUCGUCCGCGAGAUCAGACGCUACAACAAGGAGAUGGCAGGCUACGUCGCGGGCGGGGGCAGCGGGUCAGGAAGCGGCGGGCCAGGCCAGAAGAUGGAGGUCAGUGAGGGAGAGAAGGAUAGAGGAUGUUGCGGCGGAUGCAUAAUCAUGUAAUCACCUUGUGUGUAUUAUUUUGGUCCCGGACUGU
Mollisia scopiformis is the source of this 857-nucleotide messenger RNA. RefSeq names its product ras family protein. Gene Ontology annotation, molecular function: GTP binding; GTPase activity; GDP binding. Bases 179 to 823 code for a protein of 214 amino acids. The record is from RefSeq and is a predicted model, not a curated record. Gene Ontology annotation, biological process: signal transduction. The transcript has 4 exons. Gene Ontology annotation, cellular component: plasma membrane. Lineage: Eukaryota; Fungi; Ascomycota; Leotiomycetes; Helotiales; Mollisiaceae.